AAAUUUCCUCCUGUUUCUCAUCCGAAGUUGUUGGGCUUAGAGAGGACACGGGUUUCUGCGUUUUUUGAAGCAGCUCUGCUUGUAUCUGACAGGUAAUGGCGCGACUGUUUCUCAGGGGAACCCUGCAGAGGUGCAUCGCCACCCAGAUCAGGAUGUCUUCAGACCAGCUUGGGGAGCUGGGCAAAGGAGCGGGGAAAGGCGGAGGUGGCGGAGGAUAUGUGAGGUCGGCAGGAGGCGCGUUCGGAAAGCGGGAAGCUGCAGAAGAGGAGCGAUACUUCAGGCAGAGGGAGCGGGAGCAGUUGGAGGCUCUGAGGAAGCACCACGCCGAGGAGAUUGAGCACCACAAGAAGGAAAUCGAACGCCUACAAAGAGAGAUUGACCGCCACAAGGGCAAAAUCAGAAAGCUGUCGCAUGACGACUGAGGCGGAGAAGCCUGCCGUCAUUCGUUUCCUGAGUGCGACCGCUCGUUGAAUAUCACUUGUUUCCUCUGCUGGUCAAGGCAGAUCCUGUGGUCGUGGGAUGUUCUACUGACCUCUUUGUAAGGGCUGAAACAAUAAAGUGAUUCUUUUUUUCCUGAA
Molecule: messenger RNA, 578 nt
Organism: Fundulus heteroclitus (mummichog)
Lineage: Eukaryota; Metazoa; Chordata; Actinopteri; Cyprinodontiformes; Fundulidae
Gene: atp5if1
Product: ATP synthase inhibitory factor subunit 1
Exons: 3
Coding region: 96-422 (108 amino acids)
Biological process (GO): negative regulation of ATP-dependent activity
Cellular component (GO): mitochondrion
Molecular function (GO): ATPase inhibitor activity
Source: RefSeq, a predicted model, not a curated record